Tarenaya hassleriana is the source of this 2143-nucleotide messenger RNA. Its product is annotated as putative F-box/kelch-repeat protein At5g24040. Gene Ontology annotation, molecular function: protein binding. The transcript has 5 exons. The record is from RefSeq and is a predicted model, not a curated record. Lineage: Eukaryota; Viridiplantae; Streptophyta; Magnoliopsida; Brassicales; Cleomaceae. Bases 739 to 1875 code for a protein of 378 amino acids.
ACCAGAAUUUGAUAUAACAGGCGAUUGUAAACCCGAAAUCAAACGGUGCCGAAAGAUGAAUGAGAUGGUGUCGUUGCGGCGGCAGAGGAGUGAGUCCGGUCAUAGCAACGGCAUGUGAUGCUUGAAGGUAAGGCGACCUUCAAGCUAUGGAAAUUACGGUCAAAGAGCAGGAAAAAAUUCCUCAAGGGUCGAAGAAUCAAAUUCAAUCCUUGAUGUUGAGAGGUUCUAGAGUUCGGAACCCAUCGUUGGAUCCGUACCGUUCAGAUAUAUCCAGUUGGUGAGGGCGAGAAGCCGAGCUACCGAAGGUGAGGUCAAAUGUGAUAUCGAGAUUCCAGAAGAGGGUGAGAUAAGGAGCAUUGUGUGGGAAAACCAGAGGUGAGAGAACAGAAAAGGGUGAGGCGAGACGAGCAAAGAUCGAGAGAGAGAAAGGUGAAUGGCGAAGAGAUCUACCCAAGGAACAUAUAUAGGAGAGUAAGGCGACAUGAGGUGCGAGCGGGGAGAGGACGAGAGAGAAUCUUACACAAAUUGUUCUUGUACGCGCCUUGGAGUGCCCGGCAAGGAGGAAAGUCAAACGUACAAUUUGUCAACCAAACCAGACAAAUAAAGUCAAACACAUUAGCUAACUAACUAACUAACUAACAGGCUUGUAUAAAUGCGUUGUCAACUCCUGCCGCUGGAAGAAUCUUACGCACAUUGUGGAGAGAUCUGUUCUCAAACGGUUGAAAGAUCUAAAAGAAUAUGGGAGAUUGGUCUGAACUGCCUCAAGAGCUGCUCCAUCUGAUCGCUCAACGCAUCGACAACUGCUUCGAUCUCAUCCACUUCCGCUCCGUCUGUUCCACGUGGAGAUCUCAUACUCCUCCCAGGAUUCGCGACGUGUCCCUCCUCCAAUGCCCUCUUCCUCCGGACGAGGGCGGCUUCGGAGAUGACUGUCACAUGUCCAAGCGACGUGUUUACCUUCUCAAGUGGCCUUCAGGAGACCGUCAUCGAUAUUGUUUGUUAAAGCUACGAGAGGAGGAGAAUGGAGAACUGGUUCCGCAAAACUUGUUCGAGAUGAGAUGCUCAAACGAAUACAAGAUGGAGUAUCCUCGGGUAUCGUUUGACUUGCUCAACUGUCAGGUAACUGAACUAGAGUGCGAACACAUGGCUUGUUACACCGAAUGGUUCGAACCAUUUGAAUGCCAGUUCAAAGCGGAAGAGAAGGUCGGUUUCAUAAGGUUGGGCGGAGGGAAUGAAGAUUUUGCGGUUUUUGGGAGGCUAUCUUUCAAGAGGCUCGCCAUGUUUAGAUCAGUGGAUAAGUGUUGGACCAUUCUUGAUCCCGCUCAAAGAGAUUAUGAAGAAACUGCGUUAUUCAACGGAAAGUUCUACACAGUCGAUUUCUCAGGCAAGACUACAGUGGUAAAAAAGCCUUAUCAAGAAGUGAGUUUCUUUAAGAUGUCAAGGCCUCUCGGCAAGGCAAAGACAAUGAAGCGUAGGCUUAUACGGUCGGGAAAUGAACUCUUACUCGUGGAACUGUGGAUGGAGAGUCUCAAUUAUCGCGAGUGGGGAAAACCUGAACGUCGAAAGAAGAUAAGGGUUAAGAUUUGCAAGUUAGACGAGGAGAAAGAAGAAUGGGAUGAAGUAGAAGAUCUGGGAGAUCGUGUCUUGUUCUUGGCUUAUCCGAGUUCAUUCUCUUGCUUGGCUAGUGAUAUUCCGGUGAUCAAGGGCAACUCCGUCUUCUUCAUGGAGUUCUGGGGCGAGAGCCGUGAUUCACACGAUUGUAUCUUGGUGUUCGAAUUAGCGGAACAAAGCGUUAGAUCGGUAAAAGAUAUUCCGGCAUAUGUUGAGCUGUUCCAAUCGCCGGCAGGUUGGGUAAUCUCAAACCAGUGGUCGGAUUAAGGUACUCACUUUUCAAUGUACUGGUGUGGUGUUUGAAAGAAAAGGACAGUUAUCUUUCAGAUCCUUAUGUCUGAGUCUUGUUCUUGUUGGUCCAACUGUAUCUGAUUCUAUCUGUUUAUAGAUCGAUUGAUUCCUGGGUUUCUUGGGUCUCAAGGAAAUCCCAACAUCGCAUAGGCUUUUAGGGUUUGUGUAGAAGACAUGGGCUCUAACUGUUAAUGGGCCUGAAGAAAAAUUUUCAGCCUUAUCAAUAAAAUAAUCCAAGUCUCAA